UCUCUCUCUCUCUCUCUCUCUCUCUCUCUUCUGGUUUUCUCUCUCCUUCGUUUCAACGGGCGAGGAUUUUUCGAAACCAGAAAAAAAAAAAAAAAAAGUUUCAUGUUUCAGAGAAAAGGGUUCUGGAAUCAAUUGGGACACAAUCGAUGAGCUUCAAUUUGAUUCCCUCUACUUCUUCGCAACCAGAGCAGGGGAGAAGUGAAGUUCCGAUAGAGGAGUGCUGCCUUGUGAAUAAGCAAUCCACGGCUGCGUCGAGCUCGGAUUCCGAAGGAAGUGAGAGUCCUGUUCUUAAGUCCCCCGGGAUUGGCAGCAGCCCGGCAGAGGCUUCUCCAGUUAACAAGAGGAUCACUGGUCCUAUUAGGCGAGCAAAGGGUGGUUGGACUCCACAGGAGGAUGAGACAUUGAGGAAUGCAGUUGCAAAGUUUAAGGGGAAGAACUGGAAGAAAAUAGCUCAAUAUUUUCCUGAUAGAUCAGAAGUGCAAUGUCUGCAUCGGUGGCAGAAGGUUCUAAAUCCAGAACUUGUUAAAGGACCAUGGACUCAAGAGGAGGAUGAUAAAAUCGUUGAACUGGUAGCAAAGUAUGGACCUACAAAAUGGUCGUUAAUAUCGAAGUCUUUGCCUGGUCGUAUAGGAAAACAAUGCCGAGAGAGGUGGCACAAUCAUUUAAAUCCAGAUAUAAAGAGGGAGGCUUGGACGUUGGUGGAGGAAUUAGCCCUUAUGCAUGCCCACCGAAUGCAUGGGAACAAGUGGGCCGAAAUAGCUAAGGCUUUACCUGGAAGGACUGAUAAUGCAAUAAAGAAUCAUUGGAAUAGUUCCUUGAAGAAGAAAUUAGAUUUCUAUUUAGCAACUGGGCAACUUCCCCCGCCACCAAAGAAUAGUUACCCGAAUGUUCCUAAAGAGACAAAUAGAUCCAUUGCAACUAGAAGAUUGCUUGUUGGCUCAGAUAAAGGAUCAGAUUCAACUGCUCGGACAUUACCUGGAAAUGCAGACACACGUAAAAUAGAUGAAGAUGGCAAGGAUCAAUUGCAGUCCUCUGAACCUCUUGACAUGGACAUGUGUGCUUUCUAUUUGGCGACUGGGCAACUUCCACCAGUACCAAAAAAUAGUUUCCCAAAUGAUGCUAAAGAGACAAAUAGAUCCACUGGAACUACAAGAUUGCUUGUUGAUUCGGAUAAAGGAUCAGAUUCAACUGCUCACACAUUGUCUGUAAAUGCAGACACAUGUAAAAUAGAUGAUAAUGGCAAGGAUCAACUGCAGUCCUCCGGCUCUCAGGACAUGUGCGGUUCAUCAAGUAUUCUUCCAGAUGAACAUGCUGAUUCUGAAGUCGUAGAGUGUAGGCUAAGAUUAUCUCUUACAGAUCCUAGUUGCAGCAACUCAGAGUCGGUGCCAAAAUUCACGAACUUUGCUGUAAACAGCAAGCCUCAGAUUGAGAAUUCAGGUAUUAACAGUGAGCGGAAGUAUGAGAAUUCUGAAUUCAACAGUCAAAAAGUUGAAGACAAAGUUGACAGCGCAACUGUGCCAGUUGAAACUCCUAGCUAUGGUUCAUUGUACUAUGAACCACCACCAUUGGACAGCUCUAUUCCGUUAGAUUCAGGGCUUCCAAACUUGCAUUGCUUUCAGCACGACUACAAGUCUAGUCCGAACUCGUCACCUAUUAGUUUCUUCACUCCUCCUACUGCAAAGAGCAGUGGUUUAUAUAAUCGAAGCCCUGAAUCAAUUUUGAAAAUAGCUGCUAAGACCUUCCCCAACACUCCUUCUAUUUUGCGGAAAAGAAAGUCUGCCCAAGGACAUUUACCUCCUAACAAACUUAGGAUAGUUGAUAGUGAAUCAGUCAGGGAAACGCUUAUUGUUCCCGAAGAACAGGAAAGAAACAAAAAUAGUGUGGAACUGUCUGGGUCUCAAGAUGUAAGUUUGUGUGACAGUCCAACCAGUCAAGGUAUUAAUACCUUGACUGGGUCUCAAGAUGUAAGUUUGUGUGACAGUCCAACCAGUCAAGGUAUUAAUACCACUGGUCCUAAUGGUAAGGCUUUUAAUGCAUCUCCUCCAUACCGUUUAAGAUCCAGGAGGACUGCUGUUUUCAAGUCUGUGGAGAAACAACUUCAGUUUACAUGUGAAGAAGAGUAUGCUGGUAAUUCCAAACCUGUGGGGUUAUCUGCAAAUGGGGGCACUGCUGUCACCAAAGAUUGUUCCCAUGCAACAAAGAUGGGAGUUACCUAGGGCACACGCUGUACAAAGGAGGGAGAUGCUAUUGAAGUUGGCAGACACUUUUGAACUGGUGAUUUCCAAGUGCACAGAGCUUUUGAAACGUGAUAGAUUAUAUUGAUUUAUCUGAAGACACCCUGGUUUUAGAUCUUCAAUGAAAUUGAAAUCUUGCAAAUACACAACUUGUUAUUAGUUACAUAGUGGGGAGUGCAUCUUCAGCAGACACCAGCUUGACAAAAUCCAGGGCAGUGGGGAUUCUGUAAUGUGUAGAAUAAUAUUGAUAGGCCCCAGAUGAUAGUGAAGAUAUAUUCUUUUUGGUACAUUAUUCUUUAGUGAAAAUAUAUUUACUGUACCCAGAUUUGUACAGAAAAUCCACCAUGGAGGAGCAAUGAUGCUUCAUGCUUGAAAAUUUUUUGUAAUGAAAGCGUAGCUCCUAUCUUAAUUUGUCUCAA
Rosa rugosa (rugosa rose) is the source of this 2653-nucleotide messenger RNA. RefSeq names its product transcription factor MYB3R-2. Gene Ontology annotation, biological process: regulation of DNA-templated transcription. Gene Ontology annotation, cellular component: nucleus. Gene Ontology annotation, molecular function: DNA-binding transcription factor activity, RNA polymerase II-specific; RNA polymerase II cis-regulatory region sequence-specific DNA binding. NCBI's taxonomy places the organism in Eukaryota, Viridiplantae, Streptophyta, Magnoliopsida, Rosales, Rosaceae. The coding region runs from base 147 to 2216 and encodes 689 amino acids. The record is from RefSeq and is a predicted model, not a curated record. The transcript has 9 exons.